UCUUUGAGCUGGUUUUGACUGGCUCGUGGUUAAAAAUGGCUGCGACUGAAGAUGCAUUUUGACAGCUCGCGAAAGUAAUCUUGGAAAGACUAGCUUGAUGGAAGUUUACGAUCAGCUAAACAUGAGCAAAGUUAAAUAUAAUGAGAAAAUUUACUUUCAACGUGUUUUUAGCACGUCCUGCAGUUGUGCUAGCAGCUAUUCUAACUUUGUGCAUGUGCUCAGUGCUAGUGAGCAUGUACUACAUCCACAAUAUUGUUUUGGCUUCCCCCUUGGAAAUCAUGAAAGCAAACAGAGCCCCAAGACAGAGUGGGAGAAUCAUCGGAGAUGAUAAAAGUUUUUUUGUUACCAGCAUAUAUCACAAGCAACAAGAUUUGCAUAAUGCAUCCGAGAAUUCUGAUGAAGGUGCUCCUCCUGUCCUCAAUGAUAUUGACAUAGCUUUUCAUAUUGAAAGGAAAAAAACUGACCUUAACAGAAAAUUAGAUUCUCAGUCACAUAAAAAGAUCAGGAAAGAAGAUAUGUGGCCUAGUCAUGAAAAAGUACUGAAACGUAGGAAAGCUUUUGUGCCUCUUGCUAUGCAGACUUACAAUAAUCCUCAACGUACAAGAGAACACUGGAAUGGAGAAAAAUAUAUUGUAUAUUUGUGUCAUAGUAAUAUAACAUGUGCUGGAUGGGGCGAUCGACAACAUGGCAUCUUUUCUGCAUAUUUACUGUCUUUGGUUACAAAUAGAACUUUUAAGGUAGAUAUGCAAAGUCCCUGUCCAUUAUCAAAACUAUAUCAUCCUCGAAUGAUCAAUUGGAAAAUAAAUCAGUCUGAGCUUGAAGGGUUGUCAAGCACUCAUUUGUAUGCCUUAAACGAUCGCAAAUUUAGAGAAUCAAUGAAAGUAAUAGACUUUGAUGAAGAGUACCCGCAAGAUGUUGUAUAUCUUACCACUAAUUAUGAUUAUUUUUAUAAUCUUAAAGCUAAUCCUGUUUAUAAGAGCAUUUUUAGACAAAAGGUUAAAGGUAGACCACGACCGAUUCUUUUUGCUGAUUUAUGGCAGAGUAUAUUUAAAAUGAAUAAGAGGGUUAUUAGAAAAUAUACUCCAGCUCUUAAUUAUGCCAGACCAACAAAACAUCAUAAGCUGGCUUGUGCACAUAUUAGAUUUGGUCGAAAUCCAACAAUACCAACUGAUGGGGACAUUCGAAACACUUUAACAACUAUUAAGCCCUUGUGGUCUUUUCUUGAGAAACAUUCAGAUCCAUUAAGCUAUAGAAUUUUUGUUGCUAGUGACUGGCAAGGCUUUCGUGACAAGGUUAAAAGUUUGUACAGAAAUAUAACAAUUGAUAUUGAAGGGGAUAUAAUUCAUAUUGAUAAACUAAAAGAUCAACGAAAAAGAGAAAAUUCUACAAAUGUUGCAGAUCCAUGCACUGGUUUUGAGAAAGUAAUUGCUGAUCAAUUUGUUUUAAGCAAGUGUGAUAUACUGCUUUUAACCUACAGUGUUUUUGGCAAAGCUGCUGCAUAUUUACGGAGGUCUAAUAAUGACUUGUAUUUAAUGGAAAAUGGAACUAUUAAAACAUUAAUGCUGUUUGAUGACAAGAAUCAUUAAACAUUGCUUAAAACUUUAAACAAAGAAAAACACUGAUGUCUUUCAAGUAUUUCACGUACUGUAUUUUAAGUACUCUGACAACAUAUUGCAUGCUGCCUACCUGAUUUUUUUUUUUUCAUUAUAGUUUUAUAUUAACUGUAGUACCAAGAAUGAGUAUUACUAUUAUUAGGGUAUUCAAUUAAAAUGCUCGAACUUCU
Molecule: messenger RNA, 1783 nt
Organism: Physella acuta
Lineage: Eukaryota; Metazoa; Mollusca; Gastropoda; Physidae
Source: RefSeq, a predicted model, not a curated record